AUGGCCGAUCUGGCGGCCGUUAGUCCUGCUGUUUCUAUGGCCCUUACGGCUGUGGGCCUGGCGAGUUUAUCUAAUAUUCGAAAAUCCGCCGGAUUGAUGGCGAUUGCCAGUAAAGAGUAUACAGAGGCUCUAAGCCUCACUGGUACGGCAUUAGGCGAUCCAACAAGUGAUGCUACCCUUGCGGCGGUGUUGCUUCUUAUCAGACACUCCCUCGACUCGUGGCUUCGUCAUACUCGGGGAGCCAUGACUUUGGUUGAGAUGCGGGGAGCCGAGCAGAUCCAAAGCACCGUUGGAAUGCGCUUAUUUACCCAUUUGCGCGUACAAAUCAUCGCUAGCUGCCUCCACUGGCAUACUCCCGUACCACCCUCAUUGGUUCAAUGGUCCUCGCAGGCCAUGUCCCUGCGAUCGGUCAGCGACGCCAAAGCUGACGAACUGGUAGACCUAAUUGCCCGCGUAAGCGAAGUAAUACUUUACGCGGAGACACAGGAUGAUAUUCAAACUAUUAAAGAGGCUUCAUGUGUCGACCAACUUCUAUUCCAGUGGCGGCAGAAUCUCCCACCUCGCUGGGCCUAUCGCACAGCCCAACGACCACUAGCUCGACACCGUAACCAAGGCGACUCGGAAGGUCUCUUCUUCGACGAUACAUAUCAUAUCUAUCCGGACGCAUGGGCGUGCAAUAUUUGGAAUUUUUAUAGAACAGGCCGGAUCCUGCUCAACCGAUUGAUCCAAGUCCGCAUCCAAAAAAACAAGUAUUCGUCUUCACAUCCAACAACAGAGGUUCUCAGCAAUUUAGCCAUGGAGAUUGCACAAAGUGUACCCUAUGCUCUAAGACAAGUCGGCCCCGCACGAGCGGCAGGAGUGGACUUGACCUCCUCCGCUGACUUUCUUGGUGGCUUCAUCACGAUGUGGCCUCUGUACGUGGCGGCAGAUGUAAGUGCCCUGGGAUCGGCAUUACGAGAAUGGGCGAUUGAGCGCCUGGAAGUCAUUGGACACUGUAUGGGAAUUGGAAAAGCCCAGUUUAUGGCGCGAACAUUGCGAAGUGCACAACAAUUUGAGGCUCGAUUAACGGGCGGAGAAACCAAUUAG
This is a messenger RNA of Penicillium soppii, 1086 nucleotides long. RefSeq lists its product as uncharacterized. The transcript is spliced from 3 exons. The record is from RefSeq and is a predicted model, not a curated record. The coding region runs from base 1 to 1086 and encodes 361 amino acids. Lineage: Eukaryota; Fungi; Ascomycota; Eurotiomycetes; Eurotiales; Aspergillaceae.